AUGUCGUUUGAAACCCAGCUCGAGAAAGUGGAGCAUGCAGUGUCAGCAGGAAUGCAUGAAGUGUAUUCAGGGCUCAACCGUCCUGACUAUGAUGUUCCACCCCAUCUUGGUGGAGAUUCACCCCAGCAGAUCAACUGGUUGGCAGUGCUGAUACUUGUAUCAGUUUGCCUCUCCCUUGGACUUGGUUGGAUUCUCGAUAGCAGAUGUCGAGGUGCCUUAAUGGAAGGAAGGCCACACUUCUGGGCCAUACUGCUACUUUGCGCAAGCUACUUGCUGUUGAUCCCUGGACUGAUAAAUCCAGUCUUCAGCUUCAGCAUUGUCAUCAACAUCAUCGGGCACCGAAAGAACGUCGAGCCGGAAGCCGGCCAUCCAGUCUGCACGGAGACUACAACAGGUCUGGCGCAUCUUCUGUGGAAGACGGGCUCCAGAGUUGGCGCUUUCUUCAUCAUCCUGUUUUCCAUGGUCAUCCCUGCCCUCGAGCUGAUUAUGCUAGUGUUUGGCGAAAUCUUUCGCUUCGCUUCUGCGAGAUUUGCUGAAGUUUUCAGGUGGGUGAUUCUUUGGGUGCAGCACCGAUCCAAGUGGGCAUCUCCAGACAUGUUUGCAUACGUACUUUUGGUGGAUCUGGUGCGCACGCUUGACCAAGAGCCGCUGAUUCUGUCCAGGGCCAGGCUGGAGAUCGGCUUCUCGUGUUUCAGCACGUUCGUGGUCACAGCGACCAUUUCAUCUCUCGGGGUGCCGCUGCCAGAGGUCAGAGAUAAAGCAGCUCCGCGGCCACCUCUUGCAUUGCGGUGCUUGGGCGAAACUGGGCUAGCCAUUUGCGUAAGUCUGCUGGCGCUAUGUUUUGUGCCACUGUUUGUGGUUGGGCUUUGUUCUCCAUGCAUGUCUUUUCACAUUGAGACAAAGCAGCUCUUUCCACCAUAUGGUCCUCUUCCGGAGUCAGCGCGUACGGUCGUCGACAUCUUGGAUUUGAAGCACUUACUCAGGUCGGAGACGAGCAUCAUCUCUUGCGUUGCAGACUACUUUGCCCGCUUGCAUGAGUGGGAAGCCAACACAUUUAUAUCUUUGACGCUUAUAUUGGGGUGUGUGGUGGGUAGCACUGUUCUGGACAUGCUUUCACUCGUUCUCGCUGCUCUGCGCCUGUCCAGUGACAAGGGCUAUGCAUCUCUCAGUUGGCGAUAUGCAGAUGCAGAGCAUCCAACGUCAGAGAUUGGCCAGCGGACCCCAAGCUGCCAUUGGAUUGCUAUCGCACGUGUCGCGCGAAAGCUAUCAAUGCUGGACGUGGCUAUGGUAGGUGUCUAUUUGGUCACUGUGUGUAUGUCCAUGUAUGCAAAAUAUGGUGUUGUGGUUUCCUUGGAGCAUGGCAUGCUUAUCCUGCUGGGUGCUGAGUGCAUUCAUGCUUUCACAUACUACCUGGUGGACUCCGCGUAUGAGUACCACGAGGACUCGCAUGCAUGGAAUUUGGAAGCUCUUCGGUCGAAGACUGAUCAGGCGAGCACAGACGUUGCUCCAUCUUAUGUUGAUCUUGGCUGCUGUGCCUCUCACACUUGGCCGAAGAUUUGGCGAAUUCUGCAACUAAAGCCAAGCAAGUUCUGA
Molecule: messenger RNA, 1593 nt
Organism: Symbiodinium pilosum
Lineage: Eukaryota; Dinophyceae; Suessiales; Symbiodiniaceae
Source: the annotation of a GenBank genome assembly